Messenger RNA from Nicotiana tabacum (common tobacco), 3564 nucleotides. RefSeq lists its product as uncharacterized. Gene Ontology annotation, biological process: shoot system development; negative regulation of DNA-templated transcription; negative regulation of flower development. The record is from RefSeq and is a predicted model, not a curated record. Lineage: Eukaryota; Viridiplantae; Streptophyta; Magnoliopsida; Solanales; Solanaceae.
UUUACAUGGAGAAGAGUGCCCCAUCAAUGGAAGGAAGCAAUAGAGCAAGUGAUUCUGAUACUGCUGUGUCCAAAUCAUUGGGAUCGCAGCUCUUACCUAUUGGAGGAAUAUCUAUUGACCUUAAUCUUCCAAUUCCAGUGAAAGAGAAAGAGAACUGUCACCAUUUUUCGAUACGUGGAUAUGUAGCUGAGAUGAGAAAGAAGGACAUGAUAAUUUGUUCACCCUUUGGAUCAAGCAGCAAGCCUGAGGAUCAACUUCCUCCUCUAGACAUUCCCAAAUUUAAGUCGUGGCGAUGUAAAAAUUGCAUCGGAGCUGAAGGUGCAGGAGACGACAUUGGUAAUAUGUGUGUACAUAAGGCCUCUACUAGUGGUGUGCAAUAUCUAUUGCCAGAGAUGAAGCACAUGUCCGAUUCACGGAAUGGCGACAAAAAUAAAGCGAUUAUGGAAGAUUACAUAGAUACUGAUGAUAAUGACUUCAUAUUGUCAUGGAAACGCAAUAAAGAGAAAUGCACUCUAGUUCAAAAUACCAUUGUCAAAGCUGUUCCCACAAGUGUUAGCAAAGAGGAAACUGGCAAUCCAGCUACUGAGGUGACACUAUCUAAGCAACGCUCAACUCAUGAAACAAAAACAAAGAGCCCAGUUGCUAAUUUGUUGAACAACAAUACAAAGAUUGCGGAUUCUGAACCAACUCCCUCAAAUGAUGAAAGUGACAAAGAAGUUCCUUAUGAUAUUGAUCCAGAGAUAGAAAUAGGCUCUCAAAAUGUUGAACUGAGAACUGCUUCAAUCACUUCAGAUGAAAUAGAAGUACUUGGUAGCAAAGAAAGGGUUCUUAAUAUGACCAAUGAGAAGUUAAGUAGAUUACCUUCUGUUGAAUUGAUAGAGGGCACUGAAACAUCUAAGGGAAGUGAUGAAAAUUUGGCAGUAAAUAGUCAGUGUGAUUUGCAUGAGGAUAUUGCAAAUGAUCUACCGUGCAGGAAAGCUCGUAAGGUGCGCUUGUUGACUGAGAUAUUGCUGGGUGAAAAAGCCAAUUUGGAGAUGAAUUGUGCUAAUGCAGAACGAUGUUCAGCAAAUACCAUGCCCAUUGUACUUUCUGAUGGAGAUACAGUUGGUGCACCUAAGGAUAAGGUAUCCUUUCUUGAGGAUGCUAGAAAGGGUAACAAGAUUUCUCAGAAGAAGAGAAGGACGUCUCAAGAAGAUAACCGCAAGUCAGAGAUGAACUUAGAUGGUAAGAUGGCUAAAAGAUCUAAAGCCUUCAAUAAAAAAGCUGAGAGGAGGAGUUCUAUGGAGAUUGAAGUUUCUGAUUCACGUCCAAUUGAGAAUGGAUCAGACAAAGAACGUCUACAGAGUCGCAGCAAAAGUGCGAAAAUAAAGCAUAGAAGUGAUCAUAAGGACUCUGGAGUAAAUAAAAAGAAGCACAAGAAGGAUCAACUUGUCAGUGGAUAUUCUCCUCAAAUGCUCCCGGAGGGGAAAAGCACUGGUAUUAGCACAAAUGGAUAUGGUGGUGCUAAUAUUCUCUUUCAAUCGUCAAGUGCUUCCCCCAUUGAAAAAGCUGAAACUCAUUUGAGGAAUGAGUCAUUGCAUGGAAAAGAAAGAAACUCUGAUUUGUGCUGGAAUGGUAACAGGUUGCUUGAAGUUAGACAUGCCUCUUCUCCUAUGAAUGUAGCUCAAGACAAAAAUUUGCGAAGGGAAAGUUCGAGGAAAUAUGUUGUACAAAUGCCGACUGGUAUGGGAGUUGUGACUUCUCAGCUAGAAAAUGAGUUAUCUGCUAAUGCGGAGUUAGACCUGUUUUUGAGCAGAUCCAAGGAUGCUGAGAAACGUAUUGAAAAUGAUAUUAUCCAAAGCAAAAACAGGACAAAUUGGCAGUUGAUUCUAGAAAAUAGCAGUAAGAGUGGUGAUCCGAAAGAUAACUCUUUCACGAGACAGUCAAAUGUAUCUGAAUCAGGCCAAUCUUUGAGGAAAGGCGUGAAUGCUUUUGUAAGACAGUCAAAUGUGUCUGAAUUAGGUCAAUCUUCGAGGAAAGAAGUGAACUCUCUUGUAAGACAGUUAAAUGUGCCUGCGUCAGGUCAAUCGUUGAGGAAGGACGUGAACUCUCUUGUAAGAGAGUCAAAUGUGUCUGAAUCCGGCCAAUCUUCGAGGAAAGGAGUGAUUUGUGAUCUCAACCAGGGAAUUUAUCAAACAUCACCCGUGUGGCAACAGAGUCAAAGCUCACCUAAUCCGCUGCAAAGGAGAAAUCUUCAAAUUCCAAACCGAAUGGAAACGCCUCAGCCUUGCAGCAAAGCAAACCUUAAUGGAGUUCAAGGUUCAUCAUCCGUAAUUAAGCUGCAUAGAAGUCAUCAGUCUAAGAAGGUUGUGGAAAAAAGGCCAAUUGAGAUUGUAGAGCUGUUGAACAACAACCAUGAAAGGAAUCUUCCCCAGACCAGAAGUAAUUUAAUGACUGAAAGAGAUGACAAUGGAGCAGUUACAAGGUUAAAUCCUGGUUUAAUCGGUAUUUAUCCAGGUCAUGCAAAUGUAAAUGCUGAUGUUGGAGUAUGCAGAGGCUAUAUCCCCCACUUAUCCAAUGGCAAAGUGAAUAGCACUGAGAUGACUCAAGUUCAGGAGCCACAGUUCAAACUGUUCGGCAAUUUAAGACAAAGUCAGUGGAAACCAUCAAAUAGAGGGCAAGUUUCUGCUCCUGUUCCCAUCAGAUGGGGGUUGCAACAUGGUGAAGGAUCAAAACCUGGAUGGUUUCCCAAUAGGCAGAGCAUAUUAUUUGGACAUGCUAAUCCGAAAGGGAGGACUAUCAGUGACAUAAAGAGUAUGGAUUCUGAAACCAUACCAGGAAAUGCGGAGCACAUCACCAAAGGUAUGGAGUCUUCAAAUCCUUAUUCUAGUGAGACCAUACCAGCAUUGCAGUUACUCGGUCGUGUGGAUCAAACAACUCCAUUAACUCCUGCUUUCAAUGUGGACACAAAUAAACUUCAAGAGAAAUCUUUCUCUGCCUGCAACUAUCACCCACGGAUUUACAUGGAUGGAAACCAAAGUAUUCACAAUGGUGGUUAUACUGGUAUUCGCAUUGGUGGUUAUACUGCUGGUUAUAGCUCACAACAACCUUUUCCGUACUUAAAUGAUCAAGUAUCUCAUGCACCUGUGCAACUUGGCGGAGGAAAUUUGCAGCAAUCUGUGUCUUCAAGUGGCCUCUGGCGGACCACUCGAGAAUCUAGUGCUGGAAAUAAUGUUUCAAGAGGAGUUGUUGGUACAUCAAGUUCAAUGGUGCAUUCGUUGCAGAGUGAAAAUGCUUCCAGGUCAUUAGACAGCAUAACUGUAUUGCCUAUCUCUAUUAUUCCAAAAAACAAUCCUCCUUGCCUUUUAAAUCAAAACCCUGCUGAAAUUGCUCUCGCUGAUAAUGAAAAGUAUCUCAGAACUGCAGAGGAUCAGAACAUUAGGAAUAAGAGCUCAUCGCCAGAGAAAUCUGGAGCUGUUCGUUUGGAUGGGCGAAAGCAGCAGAGGAGAAAACACCGACCAGGGAGAAUGCCUCUAGAAUGCCGCCGAGCACCAUGAAUGCUAUCAACAUUCCUGCUUGGCUAUU